AUUUUAUUAUUUUUUAGGAUUUUAUUUACUAUUACGUGUGGGUGGUUCCUAUUGUUUUAUUGAAUUUAUUUAGUUUGUAUUUUAACAUUUUUAACUACCUUAUUUGAAUUUGUGUAUUCGUGCAUAGUUUUCUUUUUUAAUUUACAAUGGAUGAUGACUCUGAAGCGAGAAAACCAAAAAGGCAAAAAACAAGCUACAAGGCAAAAGCCUUUGAAAAAUUUAAACAGCUUAAAAGUGGUGGUCGUAAUAAAUAUGAAAUCGAAGAAGUUGAUAACCUUUAUGAAGUCGUUGAUGAGAGAGAAUAUGCCAAAAAGGUGCUGGACAGGCAAGACGAUGAUUGGAUAGUUGAUGAUGAUGGUAGUGGUUAUGUGGAAGAUGGCAGGGACAUUUUUGACGAUGAUUUAGAUGCUGAAUCAAUCAAUCAAGCCAAAUCCAAAAAUAAAGGUGUUAAAAGGAAAAAAGCUGUCUCUGAUAAUGCACCUAAAGGCAAUUUGAAAUAUAUGCUUUCAAAUAUUACUAGCAAAAAGAAAGAGGAAACACAAAUAGAAGAUGAUAAUAUGCUGUCAGAAAUUUUGGGCGAAAUCGAUGCCUCUCCAUCUACAAGCAAAAAGGAUUCGAAACCUUUUGUCCCUAAAAGUCAGCUGGCUCAAAAUUACCUCAAGAAAUUUUCAAUUGAUAAGAAAACGAAAGCUGAAAAACCCCCAAUUGAUACUGUCAUGGAUGAAGAGAUUGUUGAAAUACCUUUAAAAAAUGUAGACUCAGAAAAGGAUGAAUUAUUGUCGAAUUCAAAACAAGCAACUAAGAUAAUUCCACAGAAACAGAAAGAAGAAGUCUCUGAAUCACAUCAAAAUGAAGAUUUUCAUGAUGCAGAAGACGUCUUUGCUGACGAUCUUGAUUUAGUCCAAAUGGACGCUAUUGAAUCAAAAAUCACUGAAUCUGAGACUGCUGCGGAGCCCAAAAACGAUUCAUUUGAUUUAGCUGCUAUGUUUACGCAGAGCAGCGGCUUCAAUGAAUCUUUGGAAGAAGAGGAAAUUUGUACACCUUCUGUAUCUGAUGAUGAGGCUUUCAGAUUCUUUUGGUGGGACGCAUUCGAAGAUGCCGAAAAACAAAAAGGCAAAGUUUUUCUAUUUGGUAAAACUUAUUGCAGAAAAUCCAAAUCUUACUUGAGUUGUUGUGUUGCUGUAGAAAAUUUAAGCUCGCAGGUUUUCGUGCUUCCACGUCCAUUUAUGCUAGAUGAUAGCGGAAAGCCAACAGAAAAACCCGUGACUUAUCAAGAGCUGUAUAAAGAAUUUACAUCGUUAGUUGCCGACAAGAUGAAUAUUCAAAAUUAUAAAGCCAGGCUGUGUCAGAAAAAAUACGCCUUCGAUCCAACUGUUCCCGCCGAGUCCGACUAUAUGGAAGUUAGGUUUCCAGCAAAUGGCCCCAGAAUCUUUCCGGAAUCCAUCAAAGGAUGCCCGAAAACAUUUUCCAAAAUAUUCGGCGCCUUUUCCAGCACCCUGGAACGAUUCCUUUUGGAGGCCAAACUCAAAGGCCCUUGCUGGUUGGACAUCAAAAAUCCUAUAUUCAAUAAUCAUCCGAUGACCUGGUGCAAAAUUGAAGUCAAAUGUGCUUCCAUAAGAGAUGUGGUUAAAGUUGCAGAAAAUUUACCACCACCUCCAUUGACUGUGGCUACAAUUAACUUUAGGCAUCAUAUAAAUUUAGGUACAAAUCAGCAAGAAAUUUUGAUGGUCUCUUGUGUGACUCAGACGAGUUAUGCUGUUGAUAAGAAAGCUCCUAGGCAGGUGUUUGAUCAACAUUUUUGUGUGUUUACUGGUCCUUCAAAGCAACCUCUUCCCUUAAAUAUCCACGCACAGCUACAAAACUACAAAGGAACUCGUGUACAAAAAAUGGACUCCGAAAAGGCACUUUUAAACUAUUUCAUCAUCCAAUUUGCCAAAAUCGAUCCAGAUUUAAUUGUCGGUCACGAUUUGGUUGGAUUACAAAUUGACAUUUUGGCUAAUCGCCUAAUAAAACGCGAUGUUUCUACGUUUAGUAAACUGAGCAGGGUCAAGCGGGCAGAAAAGGGCCGCUUGGUACAAGAUUUGUUUACCGGACGUUUGGUGGCGGAUUUAAAAAUUUCCGCCAAAGAAUUAAUCAAGUCCAGAACGUACGAUUUGCCAACGCUUUGUCAGCAAGUCCUUAAGCUACGAGAAGACCAAAUAACAGAUUUGGAACCAGACGAGGUUGUAAGAAUGUAUGAAAACACAGAAGAUAUUUUUAAAUUAAUAGAAUAUACAAUGCAAGAUACUGCUUAUAUGCUCAAAAUCUUAUACGAUUUAAACAUUAUUCCUUUGGCAUUGCAAAUAACCAACAUAGCAGGAAAUAUUAUGUCCAAAACACUUAUGGGUGGCAGAUCUGAGAGAAAUGAAUAUUUGCUGAUGCAUGCUUUUCAAGAAAAGGACUAUAUUGUUCCAGAGAAGAAGUUCAAAAGAAGAAGAAACAAUAAUGAUAGCCAACAAGUAGCUAAGAAGAAACCUGCAUAUGCAGGUGGUUUGGUUCUGGAACCUAAAAUCGGCUUCUACGACAAACUUCUUUUACUCAUGGAUUUUAAUUCACUUUAUCCCAGCAUCAUACAAGAAUACAAUAUUUGUUUUACCACAUUACCCACCACAGACGAAGACAAUAAUUUAGUUUUGCCUGAUAAAAAUCUACCUCCCGGCAUCUUGCCUGUGGAAAUAAAAAAACUUGUUGAUAGUAGAAAGCAAGUUAAAAAGUUAAUGGCCACUCCUGAUCUAUCUCCAGAUAUGUGGAUGCAGUAUAAUAUCAGGCAAAUGGCUUUGAAAUUAACUGCUAACAGUAUGUAUGGGUGUUUGGGAUUUGCAAAUUCAAGAUUCUAUGCAAAAAAUCUAGCUGCUCUUGUGACACAAAAGGGCAGAGAAAUUUUAACAAACACCAAAGAUCUAGUAGAAAAAAUGAUGUUUGAAGUAGUUUACGGAGACACUGACAGUAUAAUGAUUAACACAAACUUGCUAGAUUAUGAUCAAGUCCUUAAAAUUGGCAACAAAAUUAAACAGGAAGUGAACAAGUAUUAUAAAAUGGUGGAACUAGAUGUUGAUGGAAUUUUCAAAUAUUUACUAUUAUUAAAAAAAAAGAAAUAUGCUGCAGUCACACUUAAAAGAACAAACGAUGGGCAGUUACAAGAAGAAAAAGAAUAUAAGGGUUUGGAUAUUGUGAGAAGAGAUUGGUCUCGAAUAUCUUCUGAGGCAGGCAAACAAGUUCUGGAGUAUAUUCUGAGUGACCAAACCGAAGAUGAACGCUUAAUUAAUAUACAAAAUUACUUGAGAAAGUUGCGUGAAGAUUUGGAAGAGGGUAGAAUGCCGAUUCAGUUGCUUGAAAUUACCAAGCAAUUGGCAAAAGAUCCUAAAGAAUAUCCGAAUAAAGAUAACUUUGCUCAUGUGUUAGUUGCUUUAAGGUACAAUCAAGAACACAGAGGUCAUCUCAGAGUUGGGGACGCUGUAUGCUACGUUAUUUGUGAAGAUGGCACAAACAACUCGGCCACAAAACGUGGUUAUCAUCCUGAAGAACUAAAAAUCAAAGAGCACCUAAAAAUCGAUGUUAAAUACUACCUAUCCCAACAAAUUCAUCCUGUUGUGGCCAGAUUAAUUGAUCCUCUGGAAGGAAUUGAUGCCGAUGUGAUUGCCGAAUGUUUGGGCUUGGACGGGACUGUUUACAAAAAGGCUGUUGCAAAGAAACCUCAAGAUGUAGGAGAAAAUAUUAUGUUACCCGAAGUGAAAUUUCGAAAUUGUGUUAAGUUUACCUUCAAAUGCCUCGUAUGCCAAGAAGAGAAUAUCGUUAACGGGCCUUUAAACGAAGACAAAGUACCAUUUUUGACGAAAUGCUCUAACCCAGACUGCACAGCUAAACCUAUAGAUUAUCUGUAUCACAUCCAAAAUCAAUUGUGUUUCAAAAUUAACGAAUUCAUAAGGAAAUAUUACAAUAACAAGUUGAUUUGUGAAGAUCCAAGUUGCACCACCGAAACUAACAAGUUGCCAAUCAAGUUUAUGUCGAAAUAUCCAGUUUGUCAGGGAUGUCAGCAAGGCGUUUUGUAUAGGGACUACACUGAGGCAGAGCUGGCUACUCAAUUGGAAUAUUUUGUUUAUAUAUUUAAUCUCGCUAAUUUGAAUAAAAAACCAUUACUUGAAGAUUCCAUAGAACGAGGUUAUCACCAGUUAGUGGAAACUGUCAGCAGUUAUGUAAAAAGAUCUGCCUACUCUGUGGUUAAUUUGAAGGAAGUUUUUGAAAUUCUUGAGAAAAUCGGGUCUGAAAAAUGUAUUCGUUAACAUUAUUAUAGUCCAUCAUUCAAAUUGAGAUUGCAAUUUCAAUUGAUCAAAUUUGAUUCCUUUGCUAUUUUGCACAGUUUUUCUCUAGGGGUAGUCUACAUUUUGAAAUAAAACGGGUAGCUAUUUGCCCGUUGAAUUUUUUAUUUUAUUACAUUGUAUUUUAAGUUUUUAUUGUUAUUUUUUUUUUCAAAUGCUCACCAAGUAUUUCAAAGUGUUAGUCUUGAUUUAUACGCAUUUUUCCAACGUUUUUAAGAUAAAUGAAACAGCAAAUUAUAAACAAAAAUGUAUUUAAUAAAUAAAAAAUAAUUUAACAAUAAUAAAAAUAAAUUAGAUUUUGAAUUAUUUAAACCUAAAAUGGAAUUUUUACAUAGUUUUCUUCGAUACAUGCGAUUGAUUACUUGUAUUACUACUAUUUGACACCGCAACGGAAGCUUCUUGUCUUUGGAAAACACUCGCUAACGAUUUAAACGCGUCCACCACCAACUCAUUAACAAAAUUAAUAAAUUGCUUGGCAACCUCAGCAGGAGUAUCGUAUUCAUUCGGUACAAUACAAUCCACACUGUUUUCAAAAUACGAAAACAAUGGGAACCACACUCGAGUACGUGUAGAGUCUCUAGACAUGAGAGCUUGAUUAUUAGCUAGAGUGUGAUAGUAGAGGAAGAGCCUGCUUGUUAUGUAGAAAGCUACAAAUACGUCGAUGGAAUAAUGCUCGUGGGCAGCUAGGAUGAAGAAGACUCCGAACAUGUUCAUCAUCCAGGAGAGAGUGUGGACAUAGUAGAUGUGUCUUGGAGUAU
Messenger RNA from Ceutorhynchus assimilis (cabbage seed weevil), 5113 nucleotides. Lineage: Eukaryota; Metazoa; Arthropoda; Insecta; Coleoptera; Curculionidae. The record is from the annotation of a GenBank genome assembly.